Thermochaetoides thermophila DSM 1495 is the source of this 924-nucleotide messenger RNA. RefSeq lists its product as uncharacterized. The coding region runs from base 1 to 924 and encodes 307 amino acids. The record is from RefSeq and is a predicted model, not a curated record. NCBI's taxonomy places the organism in Eukaryota, Fungi, Ascomycota, Sordariomycetes, Sordariales, Chaetomiaceae. The transcript has 4 exons.
AUGCAUGACAUGGCUAGGUGGGGCAGCUACGGCAUUUACGUCAAUGGUAUCGGCAACUUGAUCAUCAUUGAUGAGGGAGAAAAUCCUCAUACGGUUGUUCCAUGGAAUAGCUGGGUCUUUACUACACUAGCUACGUGCAUCAACAACGGCAUCCAAGUUCUCGAAACUCCACAGGGACGCGCUGCUCUGUUCAAACUAGGCAAUCUCGUUGUGCAGGAAUGGGAAAAGGAAGGACGGUGGGUAUUUGGCGGUUACCUAGCCAAGAUGACCUACUACGUUGACCAUUUCCUCACAGCCGUCAGACGAGACUUCCCUUUUGUCAAACUUCAACGGAUUGACCAUACCACUCUCGCGGAGACGGUCCGCUUAAAUCGUAGUGAAGACAGCGACAUGCUGUGGUGGGACGGCGAUCUGGAGAAUUAUCAGCCCAAAUUAGCUGCACGGAUGAGCUUCCAGCGCACGAUAAUCCUUCAACUAGCCCAAGCAGCCGAUCUUGCAAACCGUCCUGCCAAAAGCGCAUCCGAAGCACGCAAGGUAAGCCAACACUACAAGAGCCUUCUCUUCCGUAUCUCUAUGGCCGUGGCCCACGAGCUAGCCCAUUUCUUCGUCGCCUAUCUCGCUCAAAGAGAUACCCCAGACAUGGCGAAUUACACGCCCACGAAUGUUACCGUUCUCAACCACGGAGUCUUUGACAAUGUUCAGGACUUUACCGCCAGGUCUGGCUCCUCUUCCAGCGACCAUUCUGAUGACUGGUGGGUAUCAGGAGAAUCAGGGUCCUGGAUGGAAAAUGAGCUCUUCGGCGGGCUGAUCGAAGCGCUUUAUGACCCUCAGGUUCCGGAACUUGAUCCAGAACGACCAAUUUCCACUUCCCCCUCCAAUGCGAAGGCCCCGUCCACUCCGUCAGCGACUUGGGCCUUCGGUUAA